AUGAUGUCGUCCGUGGACCUGUCAACCUCCGGCCGCGGACCUCGCGCCUCCACGCAGCAAUUCGCAGCGCCCAACGCGCGCUACAACGCCCACAACAUGCGAUACGCCGCGCCGCCUCCGCGCGCCUCCGGGUCUGCCACGGGCCGCGCCAAGACGGAGCAGGUGGUGCUCGAGUUCCUGUACAAGGCGGCGGAGCUCAUCGUCCAGAGCCGCGUCAACUUCCAGCACGAGCCGGACCUUCGUCGUGGCAGCCGCCGCGCGCGCUUCAACCUGGACAUCGAGGAGGUGCAGGCCGUGCGCGAGGCCAUGUCGGCCUGGAAGGAGGACGUGCGCCUGCCGCUGGCCAUCGACAUCUUCUGGGACGCCGGGGACGGCCACAAGGUGCUGCUCGAGCGCUGGAGCGUGACCUUCGCGGCCGACGGGGACGGCGGAUCGGGCGCGCACUUGGGCUCGACGCAGGACGUGAUCCAGCAACUUAAGGAGGUCUGCAAGCGCAUCAGCGUGUUGCUCAGAGCGCUCUUCUCCUUCAUGCGGCAGCUCCCGGCACACAGGCUCUUCGCGCAGUCGUACCCGUCCAUGCUCAGCUACGCGAUGCACGCGGCGCCCGCUAGUGACGCCGCGCGCGCGUUCGAGACGCAGCGGGUGGCAACCAGUGGGUACUCGUUUAUCCCCAUUACGACGCCGUUUGGACUGCUGAAGGUCGCAGCGGUGUAUCGGCGGGACUGUGACCAGUUCACGGAGCGGCAGGAGCAAGCGGCGCCGUCGCGGAUCUUCCAGGACAAUUUUAUUAUUCAAGACUAUGUGCCCGGGUCGCCGGAGUUGGUGCCUGCUAGUGCACCGGUGCCGUCCAGUACCAGCGCAGCGAUGGCGGACGUCCCAAUGAGGGUGACAGACUUACGGACAGAUUCCUUUGUGCCAGUAAGUGACGCGGAGAAGUUCGGCGGUAACGUUGGCGUUCUUCAGCGUCGACGAUCGUCGCCUCGCUCGAUCCCAAUGGCACCACACCAGCAGUUCAGCAGCACGGGUCCUGUAGGUGACAUUGGAGUGGAUGAUGAUGUAGCGGUGCGGACCCAGCCAGGAAUGUCUAAGCCUAUGGCGAUCCCGCGGGUUAGCAGCAAAGGAGCUAUGGCAGCAGGCGGUCGAGAGGGCGCUGGUGCGGCGGGAUAUGGGGACGAACAGAGUGACGGAAAGAUUAUUCAGCAUGCUCACUCGUACGGAGGCGAGCACGAUGUCCGGUUACGAAGCGCUGCCGCCAACCCGAACGUAACGGCGGCACCCUAUGGCUACGGGAAUGUUGCGAUUGAUCGCGAGCAGCAGCAUACGUCAUCGCCGUCACUUGCGUUCCAGCAGCGCCAACAGCAACUGUGGGAAGGUGGAGCGAGCCAUCAGGACGCCGAAAGCGGUUUACACGUUUCACAGACGUCCUUCCACGACGAACCGCCGACCAGCAACAGCAACGCGGCAUAUCACCGCCUGUCAACCCCGCCUCGGCACCCGAAAUCUAUCUCACUCUUGCGCGGUGGACGGACGUCUCCUGCGCUGACGCACAAACCUUUUCUCCCUGGAAACGAGACGCAGCACGCGCCUGGGUCUUUGGAUAACUUUACGCUCGAUAGUGGAUCUCCCUCACCGCUGCAGCAGCCGCAUGUUCCGAGACGCAGGAAGAGCUCGUUCAACGGCGCAUUUGUGUCCGACAAUACAGGCUUCACUGCGGCUCCGGAAGGCAUUCAAGAGGAUCUCCAGACCAAGAGUGCUGCGGUAACUUCGGACGCUGUCACGAAAACAGAAGCUAUCACGAUUCGCCCGGGUGGUGCAAAGAAUUCACCGAUCGACGGCAUGCCCAUGUUCUCCUCAAGCCCCCCGUUUCAAGCGAAUCCGUGCGAGCUGCUAUCCACGUCGCCAGGAUACUCGUACAGCAAGAAUUACCUUCGGUCCGGCUCCAGCAAUGUGCCGACAUUUAUCACGACGGAUCAAUUCCAGCUGGGACUCCAUGGCGCGAAGCGCUCGUCAUUCUCGUCCUCGGCAGGCCUGAUAUCGGCGAAGAAACGCGGAUUCUCGCCCGAUUUCAGCGACAGCGGUGUGACUGCAUGGGGAAUCUCUCCCGACACGCCUGACGCGUUCGGCUUAGCAAUCGUUGAUGCAGCGGGGAGCUCGUCUGGCGGUCGCCCACGGUUCUUGUCGCUAUCAGGAAGUGCUGAUGCAGGAGGAGCUUCAAGCGACGGGCAGAGUGACGACCUGGAUGCCGACGGCGCUGACAUGAUUUUGCCAUUUGCGAUCGGGGAGAGAUCGUCAAUUGGAUCAAGCGGGACUACAGCUGCCGACUCAGUCUCAACGGGUGCUGGCAGCGCGCUAAACCGUUCGUCGGGCGCGUCGUUGGAUACGGCGUCGGUGGGGAACUUCCUGCACCAGAUCAAGAACGCGCCACGUUUAAGUAAGUCAGCGUCUGCCCUCACUCCAUCGGCACCAGACGGAGAAUUGGAUAAAGCAUCGGAUGAUAAGCCACCAGCCCCAGCACCGACCUCGGUAUUCGACGAUGAACUCGCAGGGUUUCGCAGCUUGCGGGACGAGCUUGCCCGCGUGUUCUGA
Phytophthora sojae is the source of this 2586-nucleotide messenger RNA. RefSeq lists its product as hypothetical. Gene Ontology annotation, cellular component: extrinsic component of membrane; phagophore assembly site; cytosol. The record is from RefSeq and is a predicted model, not a curated record. Gene Ontology annotation, biological process: protein localization to phagophore assembly site; autophagosome assembly; piecemeal microautophagy of the nucleus. NCBI's taxonomy places the organism in Eukaryota, Oomycota, Peronosporomycetes, Peronosporales, Peronosporaceae. The coding region runs from base 1 to 2586 and encodes 861 amino acids. The transcript is spliced from 2 exons.